Molecule: messenger RNA, 4014 nt
Organism: Hippocampus zosterae (dwarf seahorse)
Lineage: Eukaryota; Metazoa; Chordata; Actinopteri; Syngnathiformes; Syngnathidae
Gene: stat1a
Product: signal transducer and activator of transcription 1a
Exons: 24
Coding region: 224-2467 (747 amino acids)
Biological process (GO): cell surface receptor signaling pathway via JAK-STAT; regulation of transcription by RNA polymerase II; response to peptide hormone
Molecular function (GO): DNA-binding transcription factor activity, RNA polymerase II-specific; RNA polymerase II cis-regulatory region sequence-specific DNA binding
Source: RefSeq, a predicted model, not a curated record
CUGACAAAAUCUGUCAGAACGAGGAACAAGAAGCAAGCCAAAUAGGAAGCAGGACACUGCAAGUACAUCUAUUUGCUUCUUCCCUGGUGUUAUUUAUUUAAUCCGCCUAAGCAUAAACGGUAAAUUUCAGUAUUUGUUUACGUCCGCUGUGGGAAUGUUGGACACGCUUUUCGGGUGCCGAAUCGAGUAGUACAAGUGAACAGCUUCAAAACUAAAUAACGAGAUGGCUCAGUGGAACCAACUUCAGAUGUUGGACUCCAAGUACCUGGAGCAGGUGGACCUCCUCUAUGAUGACUCAUUCCCUAUGGACAUCAGAGAGUACCUGUGCAAGUGGAUUGAGAGCAUCGACUGGGACUUGGUGGCAUGUCAAGAAUCAUUAGCCAUCGUGCGCUUUCAUGAACUCCUAUCCCAGCUGGAUGACCAACACAGCCGCUUUGCUCUGGAGAACAACUUCCUACAGCAACACAACUGCCGUAAGAUUAAGAGGAACCUGCAGGAUCGAUUCCAGGAUGACCCAGUGCACAUGGCCAUGAUCAUUUCAAAGAACCUAAAGGAUGAGAGCAUGAUCCUUGCGUGCGCAAGGAGCGCCAUGGAGGGUGAGGGAAUGGCGACAGCCAUGGUGGUGGAGAAACAGAAGCUGGGCGGCAAAGUGAAGGAGAUGCGGGAGAGAGCUCAGGUGGCAGAUCAAACCAUAAAAAAUCUGGAGGAUCAGCAAGAUGAAUACGACUUCAAGUUCAACACGCUGAGGAACAGAGAGAACGAACUGAACGAGAUGGGGCCAAAGGAAGUGGAGAGGGAGAAGAUGGUCAUCACCCGGAUGUGUUUGGAUCUGAAAACCAAACGUCAGGACGUGAUGCUCCAGCUGUCGGAGCUCCUGAAUGUGACGCAAGCGUUGCAGUCGGACCUGAUCUCCGAGGAGCUGCCCGAGUGGAAGCGGCGGCAGCAGAUUGCCUGCAUCGGCGGCCCGCCCAACGCCUGCCUGGAUCAGCUGCAGAACUGGUUCACCACAGUCGCAGAGACUCUUCUACAGUUUCGCCAGCAUCUGACGAAGUUGCAAGAGCUGGAGCAGAAGUUCACAUAUGAAAGCGACCCCAUCACCUUGAAGAAAGACUUCCUGGAGGUCCGAUCCCUGGAGCUGUUGAAGACCCUCCUCUCCAACGCUUUGGUUGUGGAGCGGCAGCCCUGCAUGCCCACCCACCCUCAGAGGCCCCUGGUGCUGAAAACCGCCAUUCAGUUCACCGUCAAACUGCGGUUCCUGGUGAAGCUGCCGGAGUUUAACUACCAGCUCAAAGUCAAGGCGCUAUUUGACAAAGAUGUGACGGACAAGAAAGGGUUCCGUAGGUUCAACAUUUUGGGAACAAACACCAAAGUCAUGAACAUGGAGGAGUCGAAUGGCAGCUUGGCAGCAGAGUUUAGACAUCUGCAAUUAAAAGAGCAGAAACUCGCAGGAAACCGAAACAGUGAGGUCCCGCUGAUCGUCACAAAGGAGCUUCACUCUCUGAGCUUUGAGACGGAGCUGCAGCUCAGUCAGUCCGGAACCAAGAUCAAGCUGGAGGCGCUGUCUCUGCCCGUGGUGGUGAUCUCCAACGUGUGUCAGCUGCCCAGCGGCUGGGCCUCCAUCUUGUGGUACAACAUGUUGACCAGUGAGCCCAAGAACCUGCAGUUCUUCCUGUCUCCUCCGGCAGCCAAGUGGUCUGAACUCUCUGAGGUUCUGGGCUGGCAGUUCUCUUCUGUCACCAAGCGAGGCCUGAACCAGGAGCAGCUCAACAUGCUGGCCGACAAGCUGCUGGGUCCCAAAGCUCAGGGGAACCCGGACGGGCUAAUUAGUUGGAACAAGUUCUGCAAGCCACAAAAUGCCAACGAGAAAGCGUUUCCCUUCUGGUUGUGGAUCGAAGGCAUCCUGGAUCUGAUCAAGAGACAUUUGCUUUUCCUCUGGAACGACGGUUUCAUCCUGGGAUUCAUCAGUAAGGAGCGCGAAAAGGCCCUUCUGAGCGACAAGUGCCCCGGGACCUUCUUGCUCAGGUUCAGCGAGAGCAGCAAAGAAGGCGCCAUUACCUUCACGUGGAUCGAACACGACAUGCACAACAAGCCCAUCUUCCACUCAGUGGAGCCGUACACAAAGAAAGAUCUGACCGCCGUCUCACUGGCCGACAUCAUCCGCACGUACAAGGUGAUGGCGACCGACGACAUCCCUGAUAACCCGCUGCGCUUCCUUUACCCCGACAUCCCAAAAGACGUGGCCUUUAAGAAGUACUAUGCCAAAAAUUCCGAGGCUCCGGAGCCCAUGGACGUGGAGAACACGGAGAAGAGCGGCUACAUGAAGACUGAGCUCAUCUCUGUCUCAGAAGUACAUCCGGCCCGCCUGCAAGAAAAAAUGAUGCCCAUGUCGCCUGACGUGUACCGCUAUUUGGAGCAGUCAGUCAGUCGCACAGAUAUUGAUGCGAUGACGACAGACCUUCAGGGUUAAAAGUGAGCUGCAGAAAAGGUUUUGUUUCUUGAGGUCACCAAACACAACAACACACAAUUUUAGAAAUGUGUGCAAAGAAACGAGAAAAGGUGGUUCGAACUCCUACAGCACUCUUGCGGCUGGCUCUCGCUGUGGCGACUCCCGAUGGGACAAACUGAAAGCCGCAACAACGGUUCACCACUUGUACAAAUGAAUCGACGAUCAUGAAAUACAGUUCGUUGUUGUUAAGAGUCAUUUGAUUGAGUUACAAAUGGGUUAAUUUGCCUGACUUUGGUACAUUGUUUCAUUUCCCGCAGUGUGAAUGGGAUCAGUUGCAUGCAAGAGACCUUUAGAGGGGCAGAUGCUCAAAGUUCACAAGGGGUCACGUGGAAUUUUUUAAAAUGACCUGUACACACAAUAGAAAUAGAAUGUGUGGACAGAAUGCUCAUUUGUGGCCAUUUGAUACAAAUUUAUAUCACCCCGUUGAGCAACUGGAGAAGCAAAUCGAGAGCGUCUCUUCUGGAAACGGUGAGGCAAAUUCCAAAUAGAAUGUUAUUUUUGGCUGGGAAAGAGCUACAAAGACGUUCUUAGAAACCUUACAGUGCAUUGCAGGCAAUUGAUGAGAACCAAAUCCUAAAAUAUGUCUGUCCUUCAGGACCGCGGUCAAUGCAGUUUACAGCAAACGAUACACGCCAUUUGCUUACCCAGGUUUCACGGUUAUUCAUGACAAUACCUACCUUUGCAAACCGCCGACGUUUUUGGGGGGGCUGGAGGGGGAAUGCUAAGGGCGCCAAAAAUCGGCUGAAAAUUCACCUUCAAUAUCCAGUAAGUAAGAAUGACUCUUAAAAGGAAAUAGGAAUACAUUGAAAUCAAUUCAAAAAUUAAAUAAGCGAAGAGAACCACGGUGAAUUAAUUUGAAAUUGGCCAUCCUGCGAGUGCGAGUGGCCCGUGGUGAGUAUACAGUAAAAGGGUUCCAUGGUUGAGUAACAAAACUUGAAAUACUUAUAUACAAUACAAUAUAUAUAUAUAUAUAUAUAUAUAUAUAUAUAUAUAUAUAUAUAUAUAUAUAUAUAUAUAUAUAUAUAUAUAUAUAUAUAUAUAUAUAUAUAUAACUAUUUCAUAUUACAGGUCAAUAAGAAGGUAUAAAUAAAUAAACUAUUUAAUGUUACAGCUGAGAGAGCCUAUUUUUUUUGUGGUGAAUUGAACAUCCUAAAGUGUCUCUAUAGCUGUGAUUGUGAGUCUUAAUGGUUGUCUAUGUGUGCCCUCCCAUUGGCUGGCUGCCCAAAGACAGCUGGAAUAGGCCCCAGCGCACCCGCGACCAAGUUGAUCAAAAUUCAAAUGUAAAGUAAUGCCCACUUAAUUACUGCAAGUGAUAAAACACUGGGGGAAAACUUUGUUGGCUAUACAUAAACAAAAAGCAUGCAUUCACAUGAUUUUUGUCAAGUUUCAUAAGACGUUGCAACAGCAAGUAGCUCACAUGAUCUGAUGGACAGUAGUGAAAAUGUUGCAUGUUGUAUUUUCAAUUGUGUGUGUGACUUUUAUCUUAUGAAUUAAAGGAAAUGGAACAA